AUGUCUCGACCUGGUACUACACUCUAUGUCACCGGCUUCGGGCACGGGACCCGAGCUCGCGACCUUGCCUACGAAUUCGAACGAUAUGGACGUCUUGUCCGCUGUGACAUCCCAGCGCCGCGUACCCCUUCCAGCAGACUGUUUGCCUUUGUGGAGUACGAGAGCCGCCGCGACGCAGAUGAUGCAUACCAUGAAAUGCAUAAUAAGCGGAUUGGCCGCGAUGAUCUGUUGAAAAUUGAGUGGGCGCGUACUCCUCCAUCUGCUUCUUGGCGUUUUGACUCUGGCCGGGACCGGCGACGUGACCGUACUCCGCCACGACGUGGCCGCUCUCCUUCUCCUAGACGUGGUCGUGGCGACUAUUCUCCCCGAAGGGACGACAGGUACGAACGGGAUUAUGACCGACAUGACCGCGACUAUGACCGCCGCGAUCGCGACUAUGAUCGCCGUGACCGGGAUUAUGAUCGCCGCGACCGGGACCGUGAACGUUCCCGUGACCGCUCUCGAAGCCCUGAUGAGAGGGACCGCGAUAUCAAGGAUGAAAGGGAGCGCCGUGAUGACGAUCGUGAACGACGCGAGGACGAGCGGGAGAAUAUCCCCAAUGGUGAAGACAGGAAAGUCCCCUUAGAACCCUUGACCUCCGCUCAUGAUGAGCUUGAUACAGCCGAGUAG
This is a messenger RNA of Aspergillus luchuensis, 669 nucleotides long. RefSeq names its product RNA-binding protein. The coding region runs from base 1 to 669 and encodes 222 amino acids. The record is from RefSeq and is a predicted model, not a curated record. Lineage: Eukaryota; Fungi; Ascomycota; Eurotiomycetes; Eurotiales; Aspergillaceae. Gene Ontology annotation, cellular component: nuclear speck. Gene Ontology annotation, molecular function: RNA binding. Gene Ontology annotation, biological process: mRNA splicing, via spliceosome. The transcript has 5 exons.